Molecule: messenger RNA, 2059 nt
Organism: Seriola aureovittata
Lineage: Eukaryota; Metazoa; Chordata; Actinopteri; Carangiformes; Carangidae
Gene: myf5
Product: myogenic factor 5
Exons: 3
Coding region: 131-1018 (295 amino acids)
Biological process (GO): positive regulation of myoblast differentiation; regulation of transcription by RNA polymerase II; muscle organ development
Molecular function (GO): DNA-binding transcription factor activity, RNA polymerase II-specific; RNA polymerase II cis-regulatory region sequence-specific DNA binding; protein dimerization activity
Source: RefSeq, a predicted model, not a curated record
GAUGUGGGAAACUCUGCAGGGUACUGGGGGGUGAGGAGGCAGCGGUUUGGGAUGGGGCAGGGAGGGAGUUGAGCUAACCCCAGCCUGCCUUCUGGCUGGGCCAAUGGGCCAUGGUAAUUAGAUCUGGCCAAUGUGGGCCCUGGGCUCUGGCCUGGGGGCAUAUAAGGGGGGCCCGGGGCAACAGACCCCUCAUAUCACUCAGAGGUCUCCUCUCUCUCUCACCCCACUCCUCUACCCUCCUUCCUUCCUUUGUGCCCAUCACUCCAUCCAUUCAGACUCUUUUCUUCAACGAGCCAUGGAUGUCUUCUCACCAUCCCAGGUCUACUACGACAGAGCGUGUGCUUCCUCUCCAGACAGCCUGGAGUUCGGCCCCGGCAUGGAGCUCGCCGGCUCAGAGGAGGACGAGCACGUCAGGGUCCCCGGAGCCCCUCACCAGCCGGGACACUGCCUGCAGUGGGCUUGCAAGGCCUGCAAGCGCAAGUCCAGCUUCGUCGACCGCAGACGGGCCGCCACCAUGCGCGAGCGCCGGCGGCUGAAGAAGGUCAAUCACGCUUUCGAGGCGCUGCGGCGCUGCACCUCGGCCAACCCGAGCCAACGCCUGCCCAAGGUGGAGAUCCUGCGCAACGCCAUCCAGUACAUCGAAAGCCUGCAGGAUCUGCUACGAGAGCAGGUGGAAAACUACUACAGCCUACCUGGAGAGAGCAGCUCCGAGCCCGGGAGCCCGCUCUCCAGCUGCUCUGACGGCAUGGCUGGCAGCAACAGCCCAGUGUGGCAACAGUUGAAUGCAAACUACAGCAACAGCUAUUCAUAUGCAAAGAAUGAGAGUUUGGGCGGCAAAGCAGCCGGAGCCUCCAGCCUCGAGUGCCUCUCCAGCAUCGUGGACCGCCUGUCCUCGGUGGAGUCCAGCUGUGGACCGGCCGCUCUGAGGGACAUGGCCACCUUCUCCCCCGGCAGCUCCGACUCGCAGCCCUGCACGCCGGAGAGCCCCGGGUCCAGGCCCGUGUACCACGUCCUGUGAAAGGAAAAACCUUCUCUGGAUAUUUUGCCACAGGCGGCGUUUGCGAACAGGAAGAGAUAAGAACUGGUUUUUGUGUGAAGCUGAAGGAGACUCAGCAGAAUGUGAGGACCUGUGGCAAGAAGCUUUUUAUAUUGUACAUGAGACUGUAAAUAUGUAAUGUAAAUGCCCAUUUAUUCUAUACAUGCUGUUAUACCCAAUGAGACGUAUUUAAUAAUGACAGUUAAUGUAAUGUUGCAUUAUUCCAACAUUAAGUGGUAUUUAUGCAGUGUUAUUUCUUACUUUUCAUGUUGUUGUGAACAUUAAAUUUUUUCACUGUUAUGUAUGAACGUUUAAGCUUUUUCUAUUUGGCUUUUUUUUUUGAAGCUCUUCUUCUUCUUCUGUUGUUUCAACGCAUGUGUUCAAGAAACCUAACAAGCUCCAUUCAUCAAAACAAGGUUAACAGACAUAGUAAUGUGUCUUAGUUUACUGUUUUUUUUUUUAUUAAUACAACAGCUAAAUGAAUCAGUUAAGAUCACAAUCAAUCCAUAAUCAACACACAUCCAAAAAUAGGUGGUUUCAUAUGAAAUAAAAGGGGGGAAAUUAUUUAUUAUGUGUCAUGCUCAGGGCUCGACUGUCUCCAGCUAACAAGGUGUGGAGAUCACAUUAGAAACUGAUAGAGGUCAGCUGAUACCAUUAAUCAUCUGACACGGCUGUAAUCACACACGGAGACUGAGGCGCACAAGACGUUACAGCAUUUUAUCCAAACUUUACAUAAACUCACAGUAAAUAUAGUAAAAAUAAAUUAAAAUACUGAAAACAUUUAGUCCGUCUUUGAUCAGGUUUUAUUCUCUAUCUUGCUUUGAUGUGUUUGGGAGUGUGUGAGUUUGGAGGAAGGUUGGGGGGGCAGCAUUGUAUGUGUGUAUGUGUGUGUGUGUGUGUGUGUGUUUGUACCUGUUUGUUCUUUCCUGCCAAAUGUGAGUCAUCAUUAACACCCUGAUUAGACCAUCAGCACUGAGGUUGGGAACAAAUGGCCUUUAAUUGUACUUAUUGUGUGAGUGGGGG